CAUGCAUCUUUCCCUGAGUUUCGGUAAUAAAAUAGUCCGUCCAUUUACCUGAUUGCACUUUUCUGGUAGCAGCGCAUACACUAGCCUGAAAAACUGAAGAAACGGUGACAUUAUGGAGUGGAUUUGGAGCAUUUUAAUAUUUUUGUGUCUUUUUCUGCUCUUCAGUAAUAUUUUGAAGGGCAAAGCGCCAAAAAACUUUCCUCCUGAACCGUGGCCUCUUCCGUUUUUAGGACAUGUUUUCAGGAUCAGACCUGACAGAGUUCACCUGCAGUUCAGAGAGUUUGCAGAGAAAUAUGGAAACAUAUUUGCCCUUCGGCUCUUAGGUCAUAGAAUUGUGGUCAUAACGAGCUACAAGUUUGUGAAGGAAGCUCUGGUCCAGCAAGGAGAGGACUUCGCAGAUCGUCCCACCGUACCAUUGUUUGAAGUCAUAUUUGGAAAUGAAGGUCUUGUCAGUUCAAAUGGUUAUCCAUGGAAGCAGCAGAGAAGGUUUGCUCUUCAUACACUCAGAAACUUUGGUCUGGGCAGGAAAACCCUGGAGUUAUACAUCCAGCAAGAGUGCCAGUAUGUGACAGAGGCUUUCGCAGAGCACCAGGGAAAGGCCUUUAAUGCCCAACCACUGAUAAGCAACGCUGUGUCAAACAUCAUCUACUGUUUGGUGUUUGGGAAUCGAUCUGAGUACACUGACAGCCAUUACCAGUCCAUUAUUCAUAAAUUCAGUGAAAUUUUGCACUUACAGGAAACCAUGAUAACACAGUUGUACAACAUAAUGCCCUGGCUGAUUAAGUGGCUGCCUGGACCUCAUCAGAAGAUGUUCACUCUGGUGAAAGAGAUUAAUGACUUCAUAGAAAUCAGGAUCCAAGAGCACAAAGAAAACCUUAACCCAGCAUUGCCAAGAGACUAUAUUGAUGCAUUUCUGAUAGAGAUGGGAAAGAUUGAGGACAAAAAUUCAAGUUUUGCUCUCAGCAGCUUACGUGCUUGUACCAUGGACCUGUUUUUUGCUGGAACUGAAACUACUACCACUACUUUACACUGGGGGUUUCUUUACAUGAUCUAUUACCCUCACAUACAAGAGAGAGUCCAGGCUGAGAUCGAUGCUGUGAUUGGUCCAUCCAGACAGCCCUCUCUGAGUGACAGAGAAAACAUGCCCUAUACCGAUGCUGUUAUUCAUGAGAUACAGAGAAUGGCCAACAUCGUCCCCCUCAACGUGGCUCGUAUGGCAACCAAGGACACUACAGUGGAUAAGUUCACGAUCCCAAAGGGCACCAUGAUCCUGGCUACCCUGGACUCAGUCCUACAUGAUGAGUCGAUGUGGGAAACGCCACACUCUUUCAACCCUCAACACUUUCUGGACAAAGAUGGUAAAUUUCGAAAGAGAGAUGCCUUCCUUCCAUUUUCUGCAGGUAAGCGUGUGUGUCUUGGAGAACAGCUGGCUCGGAUGGAGUUAUUUUUGUUUUUCACUUCCAUGCUGCAAAGGUUCUCUCUCUCACCGCCUGUUGGAGAGCAGCCCAGUCUGGAGUUUCAGCUGGGAGGAACUCGUUAUCCCAAACCUUACCGUCUGUGUGCUGUACCGCGUUAAUCCACCUGGUUGUGUCUUUUUCUCAGCACAAUGAAUUACUGUCUUCCAUCAUAGUUUUUGUAUAAUUAUUUAGAAUGCUACAUUAUUUUCAUCCUACAGCAUCAGAAACAUCUUACCCCAGAGAACUUUCCAGUAAAUCUUUUGCAUUCAACUUACUGUAAUUUUUAACUAUAAAAAUUAAAUAUUCUUUACUAUAACAGGGUUUGUACGGGUGCUGGAAACCCUUGAAAAUGCCUGGAUUUUAAUAUUGUCCUUUCAAGGUUUGAAAAGUGCUUGAAUUUUGGAUAAAGUGUCCAAAACUGCUUGAAAUUGUAACCAUUUAAAAAAAUAAAUAAAAAUCUAUCAGAUUAAAUAGUUCCACCCUCUGUGUUGAAGCGAGGUCCGGGCGAUGCUGUAGCAUACAACGGUAUGCAGGAUGAUAACGGUAACUGUAUGUACACAAAACACGGACAGCAGAGUUUUCAGGUUUCCAAAAAGUGAUUUCUGAUUUUUAUUUUAAUGUAUUAUCUUUGCUUACAUCAGUAAAUAGAAUGGGGCGCAGAGGACUCAUGAAGGGCUUAAAUAUAUAAA
Molecule: messenger RNA, 2146 nt
Organism: Archocentrus centrarchus (flier cichlid)
Lineage: Eukaryota; Metazoa; Chordata; Actinopteri; Cichliformes; Cichlidae
Product: cytochrome P450 2J6-like
Exons: 9
Coding region: 113-1576 (487 amino acids)
Biological process (GO): xenobiotic metabolic process
Cellular component (GO): cytoplasm; intracellular membrane-bounded organelle
Molecular function (GO): heme binding; iron ion binding; oxidoreductase activity, acting on paired donors, with incorporation or reduction of molecular oxygen, reduced flavin or flavoprotein as one donor, and incorporation of one atom of oxygen
Source: RefSeq, a predicted model, not a curated record